AGACAGAACAGUUUGACAGCUGAUUUCUCGUUUUUCAUGAGGCAUCAUUUUGUGAAAGUCAUCGUCGUGUGUUGAAGCGAAUAAUUUGCAAAAUUUAGGUUUAUCUUGAUUCAUAACGAAUUUGUGCGCAGAAAUAGUAGGAAAAUGAAAUUGAAAAUCACUUCCGCCGCCGGCGUUAUCUGUCUGUUGGACGAACCGAUUCAGGAACUGAAGGUGUUUGCUUUAAAAAAACUGGACAAUAUCGUAGACGAGUUCUGGCCGGAAAUUUCGGAAGCCGUGGAAAAAAUUGAGAUUCUUCAUGAGGACAAAGGUUUCGCGCAGCACGAUCUGGCUGCUCUGGUUGCUUCCAAGGUGUACUAUCAUCUGGGAUCGUUCGAGGAUUCACUGACCUAUGCACUAGGCGCGGGGGAUCUUUUUGAUGUGAAUGCCCGCAACGAGUACGUGGAUACGAUCAUUGCCAAGUGUAUAGACCACUACACGCAGUUGAGAGUGCAGUUGGCUGAAAACUCGGCCAAAGCUAAACCAAUCGAUGCUCGACUGGAGGCAAUCGUAAAUCGAAUGAUUCAACGUUGUCUGGACGAUGGUCAGUACCGACAAGCGCUGGGAAUCGCUCUUGAAACUCGACGUAUGGACGUGGUGGAAUCUUCGAUCAUGAAAGCUGAUGAUAUACCCGGAAUGCUGGCAUAUGCUUUUCAGGUGACCAUGAGUUUGAUCCAGAACCGUGCGUUCCGCAACACUGUUCUACGAUGCUUGGUUGGCCUGUAUCGCAAUCUAGGUGUACCCGAUUACGUCAACAUUUGCCAGUGCUUGAUUUUCCUGGAAGAUCCAUUGUCGGUGGCGGAAUUGCUUGACAAUUUGACGAAGGGUGGCGAACAUCUAGUUUUAAUGGCGUAUCAAAUUGCUUUCGAUUUGUACGAAUCUGCUACCCAGCAAUUUUUGGGACAAGUUCUACAAGCUUUGAAGGCUACGGCACCGGUACCGUCGGCUUUGAUUUCGAAUCUGAAACCGCAGGGAACCACAGCGGCUGCUCAGCCAGAGGUUAAGCAAGAACCCAAAGAGAGCGAAGAUGGAGAUGUGAAAGUCGAGCGUACUGUCGAAAGUUUGAACGAAGCGGAAAAAACUCACCAGACUAACAUUGAAAAACUGGCGAGCAUAUUGUCGGGAGAAGUGUCGAUCGAUCUGCAACUGCAGUUUUUGAUUCGAAGCAACCACGCGGAUUUGCAGAUUCUGAGAGCAACCAAGGAAGCGGUGCGGGUGUCAAUUUGUCACACUGCAACCGUUAUAGCGAAUGCUUUCAUGCAUAGUGGAACCACUAGCGAUCAGUUCCUGCGAGAUAAUUUGGAAUGGCUGGCUCGAGCUACCAACUGGGCAAAGCUAACGGCUACAGCUUCGCUAGGAGUUAUUCAUCGUGGUCACGAAACUGAAUCGUUGGCUCUUAUGCAGAGCUACUUACCGAAAGAAAGCGGUCCCAGCUCCGGUUACUCCGAGGGAGGUGGCCUCUAUGCGCUGGGCCUCAUCCAUGCUAAUCAUGGAGCAAAUAUUAUUGACUAUCUUCUGCAGCAACUCAAGGAUGCUCAGAAUGAAAAUGUGCGUCACGGAGGUUGUCUUGGUCUGGGAUUGGCCGCUAUGGGUACACAUCGACAGGACGUUUAUGAGCAGCUGAAAUUUAAUCUGUAUCAAGAUGACGCAGUGACCGGAGAAGCUGCUGGUAUUGCGAUGGGUAUGGUUAUGCUAGGCUCUAAGCAUGCUCCAGCGAUUGAAGAUAUGGUGGCUUAUGCUCAGGAAACUCAACACGAGAAGAUUCUACGUGGGUUGGCCGUCGGCAUUUCCCUUACGAUGUAUGCUCGCUUAGAGGAGUCCGAUUCAUUGGUUACAAGCUUGUCCAACGACAAGGAUCCUGUUCUGCGUCGCAGUGGUAUGUAUACCAUCGCUAUGGCUUACUGCGGAACUGGAAAUAAUCAAGCUAUUAGAAAGCUGCUGCACGUUGCUGUCAGCGAUGUCAAUGAUGACGUUCGUCGUGCAGCCGUCACUGCCAUUGGGUUCAUCCUGUUCCGAACACCGGAACAGUGUCCUUCGGUUGUGUCACUGUUGGCUGAAUCCUACAAUCCUCACGUUCGAUACGGAGCGGCAAUGGCUCUUGGAAUUGCAUGUGCCGGAACGGGUUUACGCGAAGCAAUUGCACUUCUGGAACCGAUGGCAAAGUUUGAUCCGGUUAACUUUGUUCGUCAAGGUGCUCUGAUUGCAUCGGCCAUGAUUCUUAUUCAGCAAACCGAUCAAACUUGUCCAAAAGUGACAUUCUUUCGACAGCUGUACACUCAGGUUAUCACCAACAAGCAUGAAGACGUUAUGGCCAAGUAUGGUGCGAUUCUGGCACAGGGUAUCAUCGAUGCUGGUGGCCGCAAUGUCACCGUCAGUUUGCAAUCCCGUACCGGUCAUACCAAUCUACAGGCGGUCGUAGGAAUGUUGGUGUUCACCCAGUACUGGUACUGGUUCCCAUUAGCUCACUGUUUAUCAUUGGCCUUCACGCCGACCAGUCUGAUUGCUUUGAAUUCUGACCUAAAAAUGCCGAAAGUUGAUUUGAAGUCAGCUGCGCGUCCUUCGUUGUACAGCUACCCGGCACCAUUGGAGGAGAAAAAACGCGAGGAACGCGAUAAAGUGGCUACCGCUGUUUUGUCGUUGACUGCCAGAGCAAAACGUCGCACCGGUGAUAAGAAGAAGGAAAAUAAGGAAGGUGAAUCUAAGAUGGAAGUGGAUGAGGAAGCUCCUGCAAAGGAUGAUCUUUCAGCCACCGUCAAAGCUAAGGAAGAAGCAAAGACCACUCCUGUUAAGGAAGACAAAAAAGAUAAGAAGGAGAAACCGAAGGAUGGAUCGGCACCAUCACCGGCAGCGGCCGGUGCCGGAGAAGAUUCUUCAUCCGGUACGUCAGCUGCUGCUACAGCGGCAAAAACUCCGAAAGAACCGGAACCGAGUUUCGAGAUACUGCAUAAUCCAGCUCGCGUAAUGCGUCAACAGUUGAAAGUGGUUAGCAUUGCCGAGGGGACUUCGUAUGUGCCACUGAAGGAUGUUACCAUCGGGGGUAUCGUCAUGAUGCAGCAUAAUGCCACCGGAGAACAGUUGCUGGUGGAACGUGUCACUGCCUACGGGCCGAAGAACGACGACCUGAAGGAGCCGGAAGCACCGGAACCGUUCGAAUACAUUGAGGAUUAAAUGUUUCGUUGUUCGAUUUGGGCAAUGCAUAUUAUACAAUAUAUUGUAGCCUUACACUUAUAAGGAGUUCAAUUUUGUCUAUUGUAGUAUCAAAAAUGCGAGAAUAAAAUAAAUCAAAAAUUAA
Molecule: messenger RNA, 3331 nt
Organism: Malaya genurostris
Lineage: Eukaryota; Metazoa; Arthropoda; Insecta; Diptera; Culicidae
Gene: Rpn2
Product: 26S proteasome non-ATPase regulatory subunit 1
Exons: 3
Coding region: 145-3207 (1020 amino acids)
Biological process (GO): proteasome-mediated ubiquitin-dependent protein catabolic process; regulation of protein catabolic process
Cellular component (GO): proteasome storage granule; proteasome complex; nucleus
Molecular function (GO): enzyme regulator activity
Source: RefSeq, a predicted model, not a curated record